This is a messenger RNA of Sesamum indicum (sesame), 673 nucleotides long. Lineage: Eukaryota; Viridiplantae; Streptophyta; Magnoliopsida; Lamiales; Pedaliaceae. The record is from RefSeq and is a predicted model, not a curated record.
ACGUAUUCAUUUUCGACCAUCAAACUAUGUUUGUAAGACGUACGAAAAAUGGCGAAUGAGAAGCAUUCAUUCUUUCAGUUGCUCUUCUUCACCUUGUUUUGCACAACGAUACUUGUAAGAGGGUCAAGAGUAGUUCAAAUGGCAGAAACAACGUUCAAGUUUAAGGAUAUUUCUAAAAGAUUAUUGAUCGGAUCAGUCGUCCCCAUCUGCACUUACAACGAGUGCAAAGGGUGCAAGCACAAGUGCACAGCCAUGCAAGUUCCGGUCCAGGGCAAUGAUCCCGUCAACAGUCCGUAUCGUUACAAGUGCGUUUGCAGUAGGUGAUCCAUCCUUUCAAUUCUAUACUUGUGUAAUUUAUAUAGGUAGAAACCUUAAUAUUACCAAGAAAUCAAUGUUUCAUAGUAGUUAGAGCAUCUCUCUGUCACAAGAUAGCUGUAUCUGUGGGAUAUUGGUGGAGGAUGCAGACAGAGAAGUUCUCGUCCAAAUUGCUUCACAUCUUUCUUCUGCUUGCUUAGAUAGAUAUAUAAAUUCUCUGUUUUUUCAAAGUGUAACACUUUUACUUCCACAUGUUUGUUCUUACUAGAGCAGAGUGCAGAGGCUGGGGGAGGGUUUUAUCUUUUCAAAUUUCAGUUAAUUUGGUUAUUUACCAUAUCCAACCAACAAAUUUCGAUUA